Molecule: messenger RNA, 3233 nt
Organism: Urocitellus parryii (Arctic ground squirrel)
Lineage: Eukaryota; Metazoa; Chordata; Mammalia; Rodentia; Sciuridae
Source: RefSeq, a predicted model, not a curated record
CUCUCUCCUCUUUCUCUCUCGCUCCCUUCCUCUCGGUAACUGAACAGUGAAAAUUCACAUUGUGGAUCCGCUAACAGGCACAGAUGUCAUGUGAAAACGCACAUGCUCUGCCAUCCACACCGCCUUUCUUUCUUUUCUUUCUGUUUCUUUUUUUUCCCCUUGCUCCUUCUCCCUCUUCUUUGUAACUAACAAAACCACCACCAACUCCUCCUCCUCCUGCUGCCCUUCCUCCUCCUCCUCAGUCCAAGUGAUCACAAAAGAAAUCUUCCGAGCCGGAGGCGGUGGCAUUUUUAAAAAGCAAGCACACUGGAGAGAAAGAAAUAAGAAAAACAAAAGCAAAACAAAAACCCAGACACCAGCAGCCAGGACGUUUUUUCGCCCUUCCUGAAAACAAACAAACAAACAAACAAACAACCAUCAAAACAGUCACCGUCACCAACACCAAAACUGUUAACACUGCGACGGCGGCGGCAGCAAACGUCACCCUGAGGCCACAGCGUCCGCCUAAAGGGAUGGUUUCCGCGGCAGCGCAGCUCUUCGCCGACCACCUUCACUCGUGCUGAGCGGGAUUUUUGGGCUCUCUGGGGUUCGGGCUGGGAGCAGCUUCAUGACUACGCGGAGCGGGGGAGCGGCCACACCAUGCGAGCACAAAUUGAAGUGAUACCAUGCAAAAUUUGUGGCGAUAAAUCCUCCGGGAUCCACUACGGAGUCAUCACGUGUGAAGGCUGCAAGGGAUUCUUCAGGAGGAGCCAGCAGAACAAUGCCUCUUACUCCUGCCCAAGGCAGAGAAACUGUUUAAUUGACAGAACCAACAGAAACCGUUGCCAACACUGCCGACUGCAGAAGUGUCUUGCCCUAGGAAUGUCGAGAGAUGCUGUGAAGUUCGGGAGGAUGUCCAAGAAGCAGAGGGACAGCCUGUAUGCUGAGGUGCAGAAGCACCAGCAGCGGCUGCAGGAGCAGCGGCAGCAGCAGAGCGGGGAGGCGGAAGCCCUUGCCAGGGUGUAUAGCAGCAGCAUCAGCAACGGCCUGAGCAACCUGAGCAAUGAGACCAGCGGCACUUACGCCAACGGGCAUGUCAUCGACCUGCCCAAGUCUGAAGGUUACUACAGCGUAGACUCCGGUCAGCCAUCCCCCGAUCAAUCAGGACUUGACAUGACUGGAAUCAAACAGAUAAAGCAAGAACCUAUCUAUGACCUCACCUCCGUACCCAACUUGUUUACCUAUAGCUCUUUCAACAACGGGCAGUUAGCACCAGGGAUAACGAUGACAGAAAUCGAUCGAAUUGCACAGAACAUCAUUAAGUCCCACUUGGAGACAUGUCAGUACACCAUGGAAGAGCUGCACCAGCUGGCAUGGCAGACCCACACCUAUGAAGAAAUCAAAGCCUAUCAAAGCAAGUCCAGGGAAGCACUGUGGCAGCAAUGUGCCAUCCAGAUCACUCAUGCCAUCCAGUACGUGGUGGAGUUUGCAAAGCGGAUAACAGGCUUCAUGGAACUCUGCCAAAAUGAUCAGAUACUGCUUCUGAAAUCAGGUUGCUUGGAAGUGGUUUUAGUGAGAAUGUGCCGUGCCUUCAACCCAUUAAACAACACUGUUCUGUUUGAAGGAAAAUAUGGAGGAAUGCAAAUGUUCAAAGCCUUAGGUUCUGAUGACCUAGUGAAUGAAGCAUUUGACUUUGCAAAGAAUUUGUGUUCCUUGCAACUGACCGAAGAAGAGAUUGCUUUGUUCUCAUCUGCUGUUCUGAUAUCUCCAGACCGAGCCUGGCUGAUAGAACCAAGGAAGGUCCAGAAACUUCAGGAAAAAAUUUAUUUUGCACUUCAACAUGUGAUUCAGAAGAAUCACCUGGAUGAUGAGACCUUGGCAAAGUUAAUAGCCAAGAUACCAACCAUCACGGCAGUUUGCAACUUGCACGGGGAGAAGCUGCAGGUAUUUAAGCAAUCUCAUCCUGACAUAGUGAAUACACUGUUUCCUCCAUUAUACAAGGAGCUCUUUAACCCUGACUGUGCCACCGUCUGCAAAUGAAGGGGACGAGAGAACUGGCUCACAGUCGUGGAGUACACCACCAUUAAGACGAAAGCAAUGUGUUCAUGAAGACUUAAGAAAAAUGUCACUACUGCAACAUUAGGAAUGUCCUGCACUUCAUAGAGUUAUUUUUCACCGCUACAGUUUGAAGAAUGUAAAUAUGCACCUGAGUGGGGCUCUUUUGUUUGUUUGUUUUGAAAUGACCAUAAAUAUACAAAUAUAGGACACCGGGUGUUAUCUUUUUUUUUUUAAUUUUAUUCGGGUAUGUUUUGGAGACAACUGUUUAUAGAAUUUUAUUGUAGAUAUAUACGAGAACAGAGCGGUACUUUACAUGAUUACUUUUCCUGUUGAUUGUUCAAAUAUAAUUUAAGAAAAUUCCACUUAAUAGGCUUAUCUAUUUCUAUGUUUUUAGAUAGUUGAUGCAUGUGUAAAUUUGUAGCUGUCUUGGAAAGUACUGUGCAUGUAUGUAAUAACUAUAUAAUAUGUGGAAUAUUAUAUAUGACUAUUACUUAUACAUGCACACGCACUGUGGCUUAAAAUACCAUACCUACUAGCAAGGGAGGUUCAGUCAGACUCUCUUAUAUUAUUUACCUUCUGUGUUAUGUGUUACUUUUAUGUUAGACAAUCAGGGUUUUGUUUUUUCAGCCAGAGUUUUCAUCUAUAGUCAACAGCAGAUCGGUACCAGCUCAGAAAUAAGUCUACAAAGAAAUCCAUGUAAUGCACAGCCUCUGUAUAAAAACUCUUAUUUCUGUCAGUGACAUCAAAGCCUUGUCAAGAUGGUCCAUACUGAGUUGGGGGAAAGACUUUGGAGCCAUUUUCCUGUUUUGAGAAUUGGGCUGCAGAUAAUAUUGAAAGGCAUGGGAUGCUUUUUGACCAAACAAUUAGACAUUUCCUAUUUUAUACCGGAACAUAUAAAACACUGUUUUYCUUAGGAUUUGGAUUUCUGGUUGUGACAAAAACUUGAUUUUGGUGCUCAGUGUCUUCAACCAAAAAAUUACGGUCUGUGCAUURUUACCACCAGCCAUUUGCUCUAGAAAAAUAACAGUAAAAAAAAAGUAAACCAGUUCCCAGUGUCCAAAGCCAUUUGGGGUAAAUAUUUUCUCUCAAAUCAUUUUUUGACAAAGAGGCAGAAGUAGAACAUACAAGGUUAAAAAGUAUUUCUUGAUAUUCAUCCUUAAGUAUUUGUUAGAAAAGACAACAAUAAAAUGGGGGAG